This is a messenger RNA of Vitis riparia (riverbank grape), 2658 nucleotides long. Its product is annotated as disease resistance protein RPM1-like. NCBI's taxonomy places the organism in Eukaryota, Viridiplantae, Streptophyta, Magnoliopsida, Vitales, Vitaceae. Bases 1 to 2658 code for a protein of 885 amino acids. Gene Ontology annotation, biological process: defense response to other organism. The record is from RefSeq and is a predicted model, not a curated record. The transcript is spliced from 2 exons. Gene Ontology annotation, molecular function: ADP binding.
AUGGCAGAGAUUGCCGUCACCUCAGUCAUCGACAAGUUGGUGUCUUUGGUAGAUGAAGAAGCCAGAUUGUUGGGAGGUGUCCACAGUCAAUUUGAAGACAUCAAAACUGAGCUGCUGUAUAUUGAAGCUUUCCUUAAGGAUGCAGAUGCAAAGGCCGAUAAGGGAGACAUCAGCCAUGGCCUUAAAACUUGGAUCCAAGACUUGAGGAAGACUGCUUACUCCAUGGAAGAUCUCAUUGAUGAAUACUUGCUUCACUUUGCAAAUCCAAAUCACCGGCAUGGAUUCUUUGGUUUCCUCUGCAAAGUUGCUCGCUCCAUACAAAAACUGAAACCACGCCAUGAGAUCGCCUCCAAGAUCCGGGAUAUCAAGAAAAAGGUUGGUAAACUGAAGGAAACAAGUUCGAGUUACGUCUUCAUUAGUUCUAUUGAGCCAAGAUCAAGCAGCAGUUCUGCAAGUGCUCCAUGGCAUGACCAGCGGGUGACUUCUCUUUUCCUGGACGAAACUGAAAUUGUUGGUAUUGAACCUCUGAGAAAUGAACUGAUAAGCCGGCUGGUAGAGGGAAAUCCCAAACGAACUGUAAUUUCCGUGGUCGGCAUGGGUGGACUUGGCAAGACGACUUUCGCCAAAAAAGUUUACGACAACCAGAGAGUGGUGGGACACUUCGAUUGCCAUGCUUGGGUCACUGUGUCUCAAUCAUUCAAGAUGGAGGAGCUACUACGGAACAUGACAAAGAAAUUCUAUCAGGGAAGAAAGGAAGCAGGUCCUGAGGGUAUCGAUACAAUAGACGAGAUGUCACUGAUUGCCUUGAUCAGGCAGUAUUUACAAGAUAAAAGGUAUGUGGUUGUUUUUGAUGAUGUAUGGAAACUAGAUUUCUGGGGAUUUAUUAAAUAUGUUUUACCAGAAAAUGGGAAGGGCAGUAGGAUAAUAAUCACUACACGUAAUGAUGAGGUAGCCUCUUCUUGCAAAGAGUCGUCAUUUGAUUACAUCCACAAGCUGCAACCCCUGUCCCCAAAGAGUUCCUGGGAACUCUUUUGCAAGAAGACAUUCCAGGGUGGAUGUCCCCCAGAAUUGGAGAAACUGUCUCUUGAUAUUGUCAAAAGAUGUGGAGGAUUGCCACUAGCGAUUGUGGCAAUAGGUGGUCUUUUGUCAAGAAAACAGAAUGAGUCCGAGUGGAAAAAUUUUAGUGACAACCUUGGGUCCGAGUUAGAAAGCAAUUCCCGUCUUCAACCUAUAAAUACAAUCCUCUCCCUCAGUUAUCAUGAUCUACCUUACUACCUUAAGUCCUGUUUCUUAUACUUGACCAUUUUUCCAGAGGACUACACAAUUAAAUGUACCAAACUGACUCGGCUGUGGAUAGCUGAGGGGUUUGUAAAAGCUAAGAAGGGUGUGACAAUGGAAGAGCUUGCAGAGGAAUUCUUGACUGAGCUGAUCAAUAGGAGCUUAGUUCAAGUGUCAGACGUAGAUUUGGAAGGAAAAAUUAGAAGCUGCCAUAUCCAUGACUUGAUGCGUGAGAUGAUUCUCAAAAUGGCUGAGGAAAUGAGUUUUUGUCGUGUUUUGGCUGGAGAAGGCUCAAGUUUUGACGGAAAAUCUCGUCGAAUAUCAGUCCCUAACAGCACAAAUAAUAUUCUAGACACCAUUGAUAAAAACUCAUAUGUUCGCUCCAUUUUUCUCUUCAAUUCUGAGAUGAUUUUCACUAGUACAUUGGCUUCAAAAUGUAAGCUUGUGAAGGUAUUGGAUUUUAAAGAUGCCCCUCUUGAGAGUGUUCCUGAAGAUUUGGGUAAUCUAUUUCAUCUGAAGUUCUUAAGCCUGAGAAAGACCAAAGUCAAGAUGCUUCCAAAGUCUAUAGGAGUGCAUGUAAAGGAAGGGAUUGGCUGCUUGGAAGACUUGCAGAAGCUGUGUUUUGUGGAGGGCAAUCAAGGGACAGAUGUAAUUAAAGAGCUUGGAAAGCUAAGGCAAUUGAGAAAGCUGGGGAUUACAAAACUUACUAGAGAAAAUGGGCAGCCUUUAUGUGCCUCCAUUAUGAAAAUGAACCACCUUAAAUCUUUGUCAAUCUCUUCAUCAACCGAAGAUGAGAUUCUUGAUUUGCAGCACGUAUCGGAUCCUCCACCAUGCCUUUCACGUCUUGAGUUGUAUGGACGUUUAGACAAGCUACCUGACUGGAUUUCUAAACUUAAAAGUCUAGUGAAGUUAGGUUUAUGGAAGUCAAGACUAAGCCACGAUCCAAUGGGAGUCCUCGGAGCCCAGCUGCCUAAUCUGCUGGAGCUCGAGCUCCUCCAAACGCAUGCGGUCGAGCAAUUGUGUUUUGAAGCAAUAGGAUUUCAGAAACUUAAGGUCCUCCGUAUCUGUGAUUUGAUAGAGCUGAAGAAAGUGAAAAUAGAGAAUGGGGCAUUGCCUCAGGUUGAAGAGCUUGAAAUUGGGCCUAGUCCACAGCUGGAAGAGGUGCCCCAUGGCAUCUACUACCUCAGGAAACUUAAAACUCUUGCAUUUCGUGAUAUGCAGGAAGAAUUUGAACUAAGUAUGCUACCCUACAGAGGAAGAAAUUAUGAUAUAGUUGAGCAUAUCCCAAAUGUCUUUUUCUAUCAGAGGCUUUCAGGACAACAUUACGCGGUUCAGAGUCUACGACAACUAGCUGAAACCAUCCCCAGAGUCAAUUGCUAG